AUGGCUGCCAAAGCUACUUCAAAUGUAGCAAUCAUCUUUGGGGUCACAGGGCUGGUGGGGAAGGAGCUAGCAACUACUCUGCUUUUGCAUGGCUGGAAGGUGUACGGAGUCGCCCGUCGACCCGACGUCUCGAUGGCCACCAUCACCGCCCAUCGGAGAUACCACUUCGUGUCGUGCGACCUCUUAGACUCUCACGAGGCUCGAGACAAAUUGUCUCUAAUAAAUGAUGUGACCCACAUUUUCUGGGUCACGUGGGCUAGCAUGUUCUCUCUGGAUAGCCCUGAGUGCUAUGAGCAGAAUAGGGCGAUGAUGGCUAAUGCCCUCGUCGCCAUGCUCCCAAAGGCGGGGCGCCUUAGGCACUUUUCGCUCCAGACGGGGGUGAAACAUUACAUCUCACUACAGGGGUUAUUGGGAGGAGAAGUUGGUUGCUACAAUGAGGAAUCACCAAGGGUGAAUAUAGGCCAUAAUUUUUAUUAUGGGCUUGAGGAUUUGUUGCAAGAAAUGUUGCCCUUGUAUAAAGUGGAUUGGUCUAUUCAUAGGCCAGGGUUCAUUAUUGGUAGCUCUAGAAGAGCUUACUAUAAUUUAAUGGGUACAAUUUGUGUUUAUGGGACUAUAUGUAAGUAUCUGAACCUUCCAUUUGUGUUUGGAGGCACCAAGAUGUGUUGGGAGGAGAUGUGCAUCGAUGCCUCCGACACCCGACUCGUGGCGGAUCAGCACGUGUUCGCUGCUACCCGCCACGAGCAAGGCAAGGGGGGCUGGGCUUAUAACGCGAUAAACGGUGAAUACUAUACUUGGAAGGAAAUCUGGCCAGGUAUCGGGGCAAAGCUAGGGAUUGAAACUCCCGAAAAGUGCUCGUUUUCGGGAGAUUUCGUGUAUUCCCUAGCUAUGGAGGGUAUGGAGGGCGUUUGGAAGGAAAUUGUUGCAAAAGAGGGGCUUGUGGAGACUGAGAUGAGUGAAUUGGCAAAUUGGGAUUUCUUGGAUCAGAUGUUUCGAUGCACAUUCAAGAUGUUGUGCAGCCGCAGCAAGAUUGAUUUGAUUGGUUUCAAGAGCAGGUACCAUGUUUUGGAUUCUAUGGUUUAUUGGAUUGAUGUGAUGAGGGAAGAUAAGUUGAUUCCAUGAUCAAUGAGUCUAUCAAAUUAAGAGGUGUAAUGAUAUAUUUGUGCUACACCACUAAUUUGA
Messenger RNA from Salvia splendens (bonfire salvia), 1179 nucleotides. Its product is annotated as (S)-8-oxocitronellyl enol synthase CYC2. NCBI's taxonomy places the organism in Eukaryota, Viridiplantae, Streptophyta, Magnoliopsida, Lamiales, Lamiaceae. The transcript has a single exon. Bases 1 to 1119 code for a protein of 372 amino acids. The record is from RefSeq and is a predicted model, not a curated record.